Peromyscus leucopus (white-footed mouse) is the source of this 2413-nucleotide messenger RNA. It is a transcript of the gene Rasgrp2, whose product is annotated as RAS guanyl releasing protein 2. The transcript has 16 exons. Gene Ontology annotation, biological process: positive regulation of GTPase activity; Ras protein signal transduction. Gene Ontology annotation, molecular function: calcium ion binding; guanyl-nucleotide exchange factor activity. The record is from RefSeq and is a predicted model, not a curated record. Gene Ontology annotation, cellular component: plasma membrane. Bases 377 to 2203 code for a protein of 608 amino acids. Lineage: Eukaryota; Metazoa; Chordata; Mammalia; Rodentia; Cricetidae.
GAAAGGAGGGCCCGCCAGGAAGCUUAGGGCACCAUCUAACCCCUGGGCUCCUGGCUCGUCCCUUAUUCUGGUAGAGCCCUUCUACCUUCCCGCGACUCCGCGGGUGGGCCGGAAGCCUCUCGGCUAGUUCAUUUCCCAACUAGCGGGUUGCACCAUCCCGGGGCAGGACCGUUUAACCCCGGGAGUGGCAGCAGCAGGCAACUCCGCCCCUGCCCAGCAGGGGGCGUGCCUGCUCCGCCCCGUUCCUAUGCGCCCCGCGCUCCCUCGGUGCCUCCGCUGACUCCCACUCUGCUUCUCCCAGGACAAGGGUAGGGUUCGAGCCCCGUGGGAGGCUUUCGGACCGUAGCUCGGGCCCAGCCCACCGGCACCGGCGGCCAUGGCGAGCACUCUGGACUUGGACAAGGGUUGCACGGUAGAGGAGCUGCUCAGAGGCUGCAUCGAAGCCUUUGAUGACUCCGGAAAGGUGCGAGAUCCGCAGCUAGUGCGCAUGUUUCUCAUGAUGCACCCCUGGUACAUACCUUCCUCUCAGCUGGCCGGGAAACUGCUCCACUUCUAUCAGCAAUCCCGGAAGGACAACUCCAAUUCUCUACAGGUGAAAACGUGUCACCUGGUCAGGUACUGGAUCUCAGCAUUCCCUGCAGAGUUUGACUUGAACCCAGAGCUGGCUGAGCAGAUCAAAGAGCUGAAGGCCCUGCUAGACCAAGAAGGGAGCCGAAGGCACAGCAGCCUCAUCGACAUCGAGAGCGUCCCCACCUACAAGUGGAAGCGGCAGGUGACCCAGCGGAACCCCGUGGAACAGAAAAAGCGCAAGAUGUCCCUGCUGUUUGACCACUUGGAGCCCCUGGAGCUGGCAGAGCAUCUCACCUACUUGGAGUACCGCUCCUUCUGCAAGAUCCUGUUCCAGGACUAUCACAGCUUUGUGACUCACGGCUGCACCGUAGACAACCCCGUCCUGGAGCGGUUCAUCUCCCUCUUCAACAGCGUCUCACAGUGGGUCCAGCUCAUGAUCCUCAGCAAGCCCACAGCCACACAGCGGGCACUGGUCAUCACACACUUCGUGCAUGUGGCAGAGAAACUGCUGCAGCUGCAGAACUUCAACACACUGAUGGCUGUUGUUGGAGGCCUGAGCCACAGCUCCAUCUCACGCCUCAAGGAGACCCACAGCCACGUCAGCCCUGAGACCAUCAAGCUCUGGGAAGGUCUGACAGAAUUAGUGACAGCCACUGGCAACUACAGCAACUACCGGCGCAGGCUGGCAGCCUGCGUGGGCUUCCGCUUCCCUAUCCUGGGUGUGCACCUCAAGGAUCUGGUGGCCCUGCAGCUGGCGCUGCCUGACUGGCUGGACCCGGGUCGGACCAGGCUCAAUGGAGCCAAGAUGAGGCAGCUUUUUAGCAUUCUGGAGGAGUUGGCCAUGGUGACCAGCCUGCGACCUCCAGUGCAAGCCAACCCUGACCUGCUGAGUCUGCUCACGGUGUCCCUGGAUCAGUACCAGACAGAGGAUGAGCUGUAUCAGCUCUCCCUGCAGCGUGAACCACGCUCCAAGUCAUCGCCAACCAGCCCCACCAGCUGCACCCCGCCUCCCCGACCUCCUGUGCUGGAAGAGUGGACCUCAGUUGCCAAGCCUAAGCUGGACCAGGCCUUGGUGGCAGAGCACAUAGAGAAGAUGGUAGAGUCUGUGUUCCGGAACUUCGACGUCGAUGGGGAUGGUCACAUCUCCCAGGAGGAGUUCCAGAUCAUCCGGGGCAACUUUCCUUAUCUCAGCGCCUUUGGGGACCUGGAUCAGAACCAGGAUGGUUGCAUCAGCCGGGAGGAGAUGAUCUCCUACUUCCUGCGCUCUAGCUCGGUGCUGGGCGGCCGCAUGGGCUUCGUACACAACUUCCAGGAGAGCAACUCGCUACGCCCGGUUGCCUGUCGCCACUGCAAAGCUCUGAUCCUGGGCAUCUACAAGCAGGGCCUCAAAUGCAGAGCUUGUGGUGUGAACUGCCACAAACAGUGCAAAGACCGCCUGUCCGUGGAGUGUCGCCGCAGGGCCCAGAGUGUGAGCCUGGAGGGCUCUGCACCCUCUCCCUCACCCACACAUACCCACCAUCGGGCCUUCAGCUUCUCCCUGCCUCGCCCAGGCAGGCGCAGCUCCCGGCCCCCAGAGAUCCGAGAAGAGGAGGUACAGACAGUGGAGGACGGAGUGUUUGACAUCCACUUAUAAGAUGCUGUGACUAUCAAGGACUCAUUCCUGCUUUGGAAGACUCGGAGCACAGCAGGGGGACUGGCAUUCCGGGGCAGGAGACUGGGCUGAGGGUGGGGGCUGAGGGUGGCAUGCACUGAGGUCAGGGCCAGGGCUGGCGUCCCUAAGGUUGUACAGGUUCUUGUGAAUAUUUGUAUCUUCCAGAUGGAAUAAAAAGGCCCGAAUAAUUAA